UUUCACAAUUAGACCAGAUAGAAGAGAGAUCUUUUAUAAUUUUAGAACAGCUUUGUUCCAGUUACAACCGGGGGAUACGUGAAUCCAUUAAUUAAAUAAAAUGCUGAAACAAAUAACUAAACAGUUGGCGAUGCACUCGUUGCGAAAUUUUUCAACCACUGGACAGAAUAACUUCAAAGUGGCUGUAUGUGGGGCAUCUGGUGGCAUUGGGCAACCAUUGUCAUUAUUACUAAAACAAAAUCCUUUAGUCAGUGAUUUACGACUAUAUGAUAUAGUUCAUACGCCCGGAGUAGCAGCAGAUCUAUCUCAUAUUGAUACUAAAAGCGGCACUGCUGGGUUUAUGGGUCCAGAUGAAAUUUCUGGGGCACUGGACGGUGCUGAGGUCGUCGUUAUACCUGCUGGCGUUCCUCGUAAACCCGGCAUGACUCGUGACGAUCUUUUUAAUGUUAAUGCAGGAAUUAUUAGAGACAUAGUUAGGGUCAUCGCUGCAAAAUGUCCUAAAGCCAUGAUCGCAGUCAUCACAAAUCCUGUUAACACAUGCGUACCUAUUGCGGCUGAAAUAUUGAAGAAGGCAGGUGUAUAUGAUCCCAAACGCCUAUUUGGGGUGUCCACUUUGGAUGUUGUACGGGCUAGAACCUUUAUUGGAGAAGCCGUUGGUGCUGAUCCCCAGAAAGUUCACAUUCCGGUGAUUGGCGGUCACUCUGGUAUAACUAUUAUCCCGGUCUUAUCUCAGUCGCAACCUGCCUUUAAAGGUGAUCAGACAGCUAUUGAAAAGAUGACAGUGCGCAUACAAGAAGCUGGUACGGAGGUAGUUAAAGCUAAGGCUGGUGCAGGUUCGGCUACCUUAUCUAUGGCCUAUGCCGGGGCCCGUUUUGCCAACUCACUGCUCAGGGGAAUGAGCGGUGAAAAAAAUGUAGUAGAAUGUUCGUAUGUACAAUCCAACGUUACAGAAGCUAGCUUCUUUGCAACGCCUUUGGUUUUGGGUAAGGACGGCAUUCAAGAAAACUGUGGUUUGCCUAACUUAAAUGAUUUUGAGAAAAAGCUAUUAGUUACUGCCUUACCAGAACUUAAGAAGAAUAUACAAAAAGGUGUUGAUUUUGCCAAAAGCUAAACUGCUAAUCUACUAACAAUGUUCGUAUGCCAGCACCUUAUAUAUAUACAUACUUAUAAAUUUUAAGGCUACCUUAACUUCGUUCGCAAAUUCGACCUUAAUAUGUAACACCAGUCAGCAUUGGAAAAGUAGCAAAGAUAGGAGCACUUUUCCGCGAUUUGAUAGUUCAAUUUUUUUUUUGCAAUCUUUUGUAUUUUUAUCCAAAUAUUUUUGAUGUGGUUUUAGUUAAAUUCUGUUUUACUUUAAGAUGUAAAGUUAAUCUAAUAAAUGAAGAAGAACGAUGUAGAAGGGCAUUUGGACUAAUA
Messenger RNA from Glossina fuscipes, 1416 nucleotides. Its product is annotated as malate dehydrogenase, mitochondrial-like. Gene Ontology annotation, biological process: tricarboxylic acid cycle; carboxylic acid metabolic process. The record is from RefSeq and is a predicted model, not a curated record. Gene Ontology annotation, cellular component: cytoplasm; mitochondrion. The transcript is spliced from 4 exons. NCBI's taxonomy places the organism in Eukaryota, Metazoa, Arthropoda, Insecta, Diptera, Glossinidae. The coding region runs from base 101 to 1111 and encodes 336 amino acids. Gene Ontology annotation, molecular function: L-malate dehydrogenase (NAD+) activity.